GAACGCUACAGCGGGAAGAAUGAGAGUGACGGGCAGCGUUGCCAGAGGCCUUCUGGUGGAUGUGCACUCUCACAUCUAUACACCGCGUCUCGUUGAGCUUCUGCGGAGACGAGCAUCGCCCCCAUGCAUCUCCAGCACAGACGGGCAAGAGACGUUGCGGACUUCGCGGGACAGUGGAGAGGGGAAAGGAAGCGCGUUUGGACCGCAAUUCUGGCAGCGCAGCAACAAAGUGGCCUUCAUGGAUCGACACCGCAUCGACGCAAGCAUCGUCAGUGUCGCUGACCCUUGCUUGGACUUUCUCCCACCGGAGGAGGCCGUCGAGGCAGCUCGGGUGAUCAACGAGGAGCUCGAGUCAUGGUGCCUUCCUCCCGCCUCAUCUUCUGACUCGGAAGACAUGCCCUCGUCCGUCUUUUCGGCAGGCGACGCCCGCACAGCGUUCCGAGCCGCUGUUCCCAACUCGUCUCGGAUACGCGCGUUUGGCGUGCUGCCCUUCGCAAACGAAGCGGUGCCCGUCGCCGCUGUAACGUCGCAACUCGAGGCUAUACACAAGAGCACAUCCCUCCGAGGUGCCGUCCUGAGUACAAAGGGCUUGGGCAAAGGACUUGACGACGAGAGGCUGGAGCCACUCUGGGAAUGCGCCGAGCGUCUCGAGCAGCCUCUCUUUGUUCAUCCCCACGGCGACGGCACAGCACCGACUAGCAGCGCAGACGGAGGCCUCUUCGGGCUACGGAGCUCAGGCGCUACCUUGCCUCUGGCCUUAGGCCUUCCCUUUGAAACAGCCGCGGCUGCAGCUCGCUUGAUCGUUAGCGGCGUUCUCGAUCGCUAUCCACGGCUCAAACUCAUUCUCGCUCACAGCGGUGGAGCGCUUCCUAUGCUCUCCUCUCGCCUGGCGUGGUGCGUCUCCCAGGAGGCAGACAUCCGCGCGCGGCUAAAGCACGAUGUCCGCUACUACCUUGGUCAGCUCUACUUUGAUGCUCUGUGCUAUGGCCCCGAGGAGCUGGAGCUGGCCGUCAAGAUCGUCGGACGGGCUCAUAAACAUAGACGAGGAGGACCGGGAAUAUACGGUACACCGAAGCGCGGCUCGCAGGAAGAGCAGGAAGAAAUCACAGCUGGCGCCCGUCGAUUCCUCUUUGGGACGGAUCACCCCUUUUUCCCUCCUCUGGCGAGCGAGUCGAGCGAGUCGAGCGCGGAAGCGCCCAUCUGGCAGAGUGCGUCGACGAAUCUGCAGGCGCUCCAUGCCGUCGCGUCCUUUACCGCGCACGAACGCGAUCUCAUCGCUGGCUCCAACGCUUCCACUCUCUUUGGCUUCUCAUGAAGCCUCAGCUAACAGAAGCAGUCCUCUCACUUUCAAUGCGUAGACCGGUUCACUCUUGCAAUAUAGAUUAGAUCACCCUCUGAUACAGUCUCCAUCCUCCG
Acaromyces ingoldii is the source of this 1416-nucleotide messenger RNA. Its product is annotated as amidohydrolase 2. The record is from RefSeq and is a predicted model, not a curated record. NCBI's taxonomy places the organism in Eukaryota, Fungi, Basidiomycota, Exobasidiomycetes, Exobasidiales, Cryptobasidiaceae. The transcript has 3 exons. The coding region runs from base 20 to 1315 and encodes 431 amino acids. Gene Ontology annotation, biological process: secondary metabolic process. Gene Ontology annotation, cellular component: cytoplasm; cytosol. Gene Ontology annotation, molecular function: carboxy-lyase activity; hydrolase activity.